AGGCAAAAAAGAACGAAACCAAACACUUUACCAGAUUUGUCUUUUGCGUGCCGCCGGAUCGCCGUUCUCCUGGUGGGGAUGCCUGGAACAGCGCAAGCAUAUAUUCUCCCGCCGGCACAUUUUUCUAAUUGACGCUCCACAUUUUCCAGAUCUCCUUUAUCCCGCCGAUCCAACCGCCACUAUUUUCCGGCGACGAAAUGGAGCUCCCGGUGAUCGAUCUGAGGUCGUACUUGGAAUUCUCAGCUCGGUCGCAGACGGAGACGGACCUGGAUCCCCAACUCGUGAGUCUUUGCUUAGAAGUGAGCCGAACCCUAGCAGACACCGGGGCUUUGCUGGUGAAGGAUCCGCGUUGCUCCGCCGAGGACAACGAUCGGUUCAUUGACAUGAUGGAGAAGUACUUCGAGCAACCCGAAGAAUUCAAGCGCCUCCAGGAACGUCCCCACCUUCAUUAUCAGGUUGGAGUGACACCGGAAGGAAUUGAAGUGCCUCGCAGUUUAGUUGAUCAAGAAAUCCAAGAGAAGCUAAAAUCCUUGCCCAAAGAGUAUCAACCAGCUCCUCUCUCAGGGCCCGACCCUAAGUGGCGGUAUAUGUGGAGAGUUGGUCCACGGCCGGAAAUAACCCAGUUUAAGGAACUGAAUUCAGAGCCAGUCAUACCUGAAGGAUUUCCUGAAUGGAAAGACACUAUGGAUUCAUGGGGAUACAAAAUGAUAUCUGCCAUUGAGACUGUUGCUGAAAUGGCGGGAAUUGGGUUUGGCCUGCCCAAGGAUGCGUUCACUUCACUAAUGAAGCAGGGACCACAUCUUCUUGCUCCAACUGGAAGUGACCUUAAACGUUAUGGUCAAGAGGGUACCGUGUUUGCAGGAUACCAUUAUGACCUUAACUUUCUUACAAUUCAUGGAAGAAGUCGAUUUCCUGGUUUAAAUAUAUGGCUCAGAAAUGGGCAAAAAAUGGAAGUGAAGGUCCCUGUUGGGUGUCUCCUCAUUCAGGCAGGAAAGCAGAUUGAAUGGUUGACUGCAGGGCAGUGCAUGGCUGGCAUGCAUGAGGUUGUAGUAACCAACAGAACAACUGAUGCAAUCAAACGAGCAUUGGAGCAAAACCGCAGCCUCUGGAGAGUAUCAUCAACUUUGUUUGCACACAUAGCAUCAGAUGCAGUGCUAAAACCCUUGGGACACUUUGCCGACACCCCUCUUGCGGGAAAGUAUCCUCCGAUGUGCGCGGGAGAAUUCGUGGAGCAAGAGCUCUCUGUUAUUAAUCUCAAAGGUAAGAAAGGAGAGCCUUUAUGAUCUCCAUCUCUUAGAAGCAAAUAACAUUACAAGAUUACUGCUGUGAAGUGAUGAGCAAGAUAUGGAAUAUGACAUAAACGAGUCUAAUUUAAACCUCAACAGAAAAGAUUCAAAAAGAUUCCAUGCUUUAAAUAAGAUUUCCUCACCAUGAAGACAUUUUGAGGAUAAAAUUGAUGUAUUUUAACCUUUGCAACUUGUAUAAUGUUAAUUUCUCCACACAAUGUUAUCUUAGUGGUUACCUCUAAAAUUGUGUUUACUGUUGAAAAUUAUUCCUCGUAAAACUGACGUUUGUUCCAAUAGCAACCAAGGAAAAAAAAUUGUAAUGAAGCGUAACAAAUUUCCAUACCACCAUAAUGAUGGAACGCCAUGAAGUUGAAGAAGCUCGAAAACCAUGUCACAAUCACGCAAGUUAUGUGUUAUACUAUCAGGCAAGGUUAGGACGGCAGCACGAAACAACACCCACUCGGCCCAUAUCUCCCCGACUAUUAAAUGAGGCACCAGUUG
This is a messenger RNA of Cuscuta campestris, 1787 nucleotides long. NCBI's taxonomy places the organism in Eukaryota, Viridiplantae, Streptophyta, Magnoliopsida, Solanales, Convolvulaceae. The record is from the annotation of a GenBank genome assembly.